Messenger RNA from Podospora anserina S mat+, 945 nucleotides. RefSeq lists its product as uncharacterized. The transcript is spliced from 4 exons. Lineage: Eukaryota; Fungi; Ascomycota; Sordariomycetes; Sordariales; Podosporaceae. Gene Ontology annotation, cellular component: transcription regulator complex; PcG protein complex. The record is from RefSeq and is a predicted model, not a curated record. Bases 1 to 945 code for a protein of 314 amino acids. Gene Ontology annotation, biological process: regulation of transcription by RNA polymerase II. Gene Ontology annotation, molecular function: RNA polymerase II cis-regulatory region sequence-specific DNA binding; DNA-binding transcription factor activity, RNA polymerase II-specific.
AUGGAACUCAUGGAGCUUGUUGAUAACGAGCCCACGGCCCGCCCUUUCCAGUGCGAUUGGGAUGGGUGUGAAACAAAAAAACAGAGCUUCAACCGCAAGUCAGAUCUCCAAAGACAUUAUCGGAUUCACACCAACGAGCGGCCGUAUCAGUGCAACCAGCCAGGAUGCGGAAAGAGCUUCAUCCAGCGGAGCGCGCUGACGGUUCACAUCCGGACGCACACUGGCGAGAAGCCACAUCAGUGCCAACACCAUGGCUGCGGGAAGAGGUUCUCAGACUCCUCAAGUCUUGCCAGACAUCGCCGCAUCCACACCGGCAAGCGACCGUACAAGUGCGCCCAUGACGGCUGCUUGAAGAGCAGCUUCUGCAGAAAGACCACCAUGGUCAAGCACCAACGCCGCUCUCACCAACGAGGAAUCCACUCCUCCGAGCUCGACGACUCCAUGUCCGACACGGGCAGUGAGGACUCCCCCUCCACUCCAAAGAGCCAUUCCGCCAUGCCCUGGGCUACAGCCCAACAGCAACAUCACCACAUCCCCAUGAUGGGACCCCACGGCCACCAUCUCCAGCGUGCCAGCGAGUUCGCCGACUUUGGCCAGCACAUGAACGGGUACAGCCUCCAGCAGCAGUACAACAACCAACACCGCCAUUCUUUGUCAUCUGGCGGGGCAGCUAGAAUACCACGGCCUGACAUCAGGAUCCGCACCCCCAAGCUGUUCACCACCACCAUCAACAACAACCCCAGCCUCCCCAACAUACACCACCACCAAAACGUUCCCGUACGUGCUGCAGAGGACGUCCUCCCUCCCCCACCACAGCUACUUCGUCGCGGACUCCAACAACCCCGGCGUAGCAACAAUGAACACCAACCACCCUGGCGCCCCUCAGGUUCACCACCACCAGCACGCCCCCCAAUACCAAACCAUCCCGCGCCAAGCCCCCGUUGA